AGAGAGAGAGAAGGGACAUGUUAGAGGCUGGCAGGGCCGCGGAGCUGCUCGUCUAGACAGGGGGUAACGGGCACCCUUUCAGAGAUGGGCAACAGCGCCCAACGAGAAAGGACGCGGAUCUGAGCUGAGUAGCUACAAGCCGGACUUGGUGUAUUGCUCCUGGACGUCCAUAUGCAAGAGUUAUUUUAUGUUUGAAAUGUGGGAGAUGGUGGCGUUACCAAGAACGGGCUCUCCCUUCCUGUCGUCUAGGACAAGAUGGCAGCAAUGCAGGCGAACUGUGCAUGGGAUGGAUUUAUAAGUCCAUAACAUGCUCAGAGAAGCCCUGGAUUAUACUUAAAGUGACUCUAUGUGAAGGUAUGGCCUCACAAGUCUUGGUCUACCCACCACACAUUUAUCAAACCCAGACAAGUGCCUUUAGCAGUGUGAAGAAACUCAAAGUUGAGCCCAGCAGCUGUGUGUACCAUGAGAGGGCACAUCCACGGACUUUUCUGAACAGCAGAACCGUUGGCAUUGCACACGCGACCAAACAAGCCCAUUCGUUUGUGAACCGAGACUUAGCAGUGGGUCUGAGAGUACGUGGAGGACAGCAGUACCCGGUGCAGACGGUUGUGGUUCGUGGCGUACAAAGACAACAGCCUGGUAAAAGAAGAGGGGGACCAGGCCCACUUGCGGCCCAGCAGCAGCAACAGGAGGCGAGGGUCGUCGACUUACAGGGCAAGGAGCAGCAGCCUCAGGCGGUUGAAGAAAGUGGGAGCAGCGGUGGAGCAACAGGAGCAGGAGGAGGGGGAAGGGGAGAGGGCUGCAGUGGGGGAGUUGAGGAAGGAGGAGAGGGGGAGGAGGGUGACAGAGAGGAGAACUGUGAAAGUUUGAACUCAGCUGACAGCUCUCAACGAUGUGGGCUGAAACGUAAAAGUGAGGACCUGGAUAACCGAGGGAGCACCAUGCAGAUUGUGGAGGAACUGUCUAUGUUGCCUGCCAUGUUGCAAACGACGAAUGUGGGAAAUGCAGCUGUUACUGCGCCAACGGCUGUUGGGGCUGGGGGAGGCCCCUCCAAACAGGGUGUAGGGCAUGGGGGUGUAUGUGCAACUGGAGGGACAGGAGGAGGUGAUGGGGACUAUCAGGUAGUACAGCACGAAAUCCUGUGUUCCAUGAAGAAUACUUACGAAGUGCUAGAUUUCUUGGGUCGAGGCACAUUCGGCCAGGUAGUGAAGUGCUGGAAGAGGGGAACUGGGGAGGUUGUGGCUGUGAAGAUCCUGAAGAACCACCCUUCAUACGCAAGGCAGGGUCAGAUUGAAGUAGGGAUCCUUGCUCGCCUGAGUGGGGAGAACGCUGAUGAGCACAACCUGGUGCGGGCCUUUGAAUGCUUUCAGCACCGCAGCCACACUUGCCUCGUAUUUGAGAUGCUUGAGCAAAAUUUGUAUGAUUUCCUGAAGCAGAAUAAGUUCAGCCCGCUGCCUUUGAAGGUGAUAAGACCGGUGCUACAGCAGGUAGCUACAGCUCUGAAAAAAUUGAAGAGCAUGGGUCUGAUUCAUGCAGACUUAAAGCCAGAGAACAUAAUGCUGGUGGACCCAGUGAGGCAGCCCUAUCGGGUGAAGGUCAUAGACUUUGGCUCAGCAAGUCACGUGUCCAAAGCAGUGUGUUCGACGUACCUUCAGUCUCGGUACUAUAGGGCUCCAGAGAUCAUUUUGGGAUUGCCGUUUUGUGAAGCCAUAGACAUGUGGUCCCUAGGUUGUGUGAUUGCUGAGCUUUUUCUGGGCUGGCCUCUUUACCCCGGGGCCUUGGAGUACGACCAGAUUCGCUACAUCUCGCAGACACAAGGUUUGCCAGGCGAACAGUUGCUGAAUACAGGAACAAAGACAGCACGGUUCUUUUGCAAAGAGUCGGACUCGUCUUAUGCAGCAUGGAGACUGAAGUCAACAGAUGAACACGAGACGGAGACGGGAAUGAAAUCAAAGGAAGCGAGGAAGUACAUCUUCAGCUGUUUGGAUGACAUAGCGCACGUGAACUUGAUGAUGAAUCUGGAAGGUUGCGAUUCGUUAGCGGAGAAGGCUGACCGGCGGGAGUUUGUGGGUCUGCUCAAAAAGAUGUUGCUGAUCGAUGCAGAAGAGAGGAUCGCCCCUGCUGAAGCGCUCAUUCACCCAUUUGUGACGAUGCAACACCUGCUCGACUUCCCCCACAGCAACCAUGUGAAGUCUUGUUUCCACAUCAUGGACGUUUGUUGGACUCGUCCCACUGGGUAUGAGGCUGCCAACAGAAAUACAGGUCCUUUCGUUAGACCUGUAACUACAACCACUGCUGCCUCAGCCAACCUCCCCUUCAGCAAGAUCCCAGCUGUUCACACUCAAGGUUUAGUUCCGUCUGCGCCGUCAGUAAUGCACCAUGGGAUACCACUGCAGACUGGUGGUGGUCAGUUUGGAUGCAAUGAUUCGUUUCAGCAAGCUCUCAUUCUGUGUCCCCCGACAAUACCAGGUAUCCCCACUAAUACUGCUAAGCCAGCUGGCUACUCUGUCCGAAUGGAGGCCUCUGUACCUCUGGUCACUCAAGCACCGUCAAUCCAGCCAUUGCAGAUAAGACCUGGAGUCAUCACUCAGGCCUGGUCAAGCCGUGCCCAGCAGAUCUUGGUGCCCACUUGGCAGCAGGUUACGUCUGUCCCCCCACCAUCAACCACACUGGCUUCUGACACUGUGACUGGCACACAGAGAUUAAGUGACUGGGGGAAAGUGCGUCCCCAUGGUAACCAUUUCAGCUCCAUGAUUGCACACCCUCAGCCAUUCCUAACCAACCAAAUGACCAUGUCCACCCACCAGCCAGUCAACAUAGGCAUCGCACAUGUGGUGUGGCCACAGCCAGCGGCAAACAAGCGAGCAAAGCCUUGCGUGAACAGGGGCAGCAGCACCUCCCAAAACACAAACAUCCAAAAUGUGGCAUGCCAGUCCCCAAAGAUGGCCGACACAGCAAAGAAUGUGGAGGAAAUUGAGGAGGAGGGAGCCAGAUGUCAAGAAGAAGGGCGCGCCAUAGGAGAGGGGCGAGCGGAGGAUCAGGUCGAGGAGGACGAUGAGGAGAGCUGCUGCAAAGUGGAGCCGGACUGCGAGGAGCUCUCAGUUUCGCAGGAACAGCGGCAGGAAAUGUUGAUCUCUGGCAUUGCCAGCCCGACUGUUAGUGUCAUCAGUAUCAGCAGCGAUGAAGAGGAGGAUGCACAAAGACAUUCAAUGGGGGAGUGUAAGGGCAGUGCAGACUGUGAAGCGUGUCAGAGCACCAUCAGUAUGGAGAGAGUAUGUUCUCUUAGCAGUCCAGACAGCACGCUCAGCACCAGCUCUUCAGCUUCAACCCAGUCCAACAACUCCCCAUGCAAACAACCCAAUAGCAUGUCAGAUGACGAACAGGAGAGCGGUUGUGACACGGUGGAGAGCUCGCCUGCCUCGCACAACUCCGGCCACAGCAGCAGUCCCUUUACCGAGCGCCGCUACAUCGCCGACAGCAACCAGAACUGCGAGCCGCGUGUGGCGUGCGUUGCCCCUGAAACUGAGCCCAGCAAGCCUACAAUACGCACCGUUGUGGUGCCUCCAAUGCGGGUGCAGAACAAUAACAACAACUGUUCUAUCAGCGAAACACCUGGAAACACAGGUCACAUGGCCUGGGAUUAUGCUGUGUUAGUAGGCCACAGAGGUUCUCACAGAGUCCUCGUGCCACUCCAAAGGGCGAGGCAUUCCUGGGCGACAGCAUCACCACUCCACACCGCUCCUCAACAGGCCGCAGAAAAUCGGCCCCGUGUUCCAGCCCCAGCAACAGCAGCCUAUAGGCUUUGGGCAGGUCCAGCAUUUCACUUCAUGCCACCAAGAAUGGAACGGGAACUUUGCCAACCGGCGACCGCAGGCGUACAUCCCUCCCACCAUGCAUGGGCACACCUUCACACUUUCCCACAGCAGUCCAAACCACACAACAGGCGCCCACCCCCACCUUGGGGGCCACCCGCAUUCUCAGCCUACCCUGUUGUCGUACCCUCCGUCUGGCCCUCUGGUUACAGCGGCCCCCGUGGCCCACCUGCUGGCUUCCCCUGGCGCCUCCCGCCCCGUCCUCCAACCCACGUAUGGCAUAUCCCACCCGGCAGGCAUUGUGCACCAAGUGGCAGUGGGUAUCAACCCCCGGCUGCUCCCCUCCCCCACCUUGCAUCCACAGAGCCAGUUCAAGCCCCUCUUCCCCCCGCACUCUUACAUCGCCUCACCUGCUUAUGGCAGUUUCCCCCUCAGCCCCACCAAACUAAACCAGUACCCCUACAUCUGAGUGUGGCUCUGGUACCUUUCCUACCACCAGGGGGCUAAGCAGGGCAGCAUCCCAUCCUAAACCACAAACAACAUGGUUUUCAUUUCUAAUAAAAAAAAAACAAACCAUGGCACAACCACAGAGAAAACAAGCUAUUUUUGAAUCAUGUUGACUUGGUUGUAAUUGAACUUUUAAGCUUUAAAAAAAGAAGAAGAAGAAGAAAAAAAAGAGUUCCAACGGUGGAGAUGAUCUGGCAAAAAUUAAGAAGGAAAUAAUGUAUGAAUGAUUGAAUGAUAGAAUGAAUGAGUAGUUAAACUCACACUUAAUGUGUUUUGCACAUUUGAUAUAUCUUUGCAUUGGAUCUUCUACGAAUACUCCUCAAGACAGAUGAAAAAUUGGGGUGUUGUUGAAUAGUUAGAAACCCCCCGGUCCCAGCUAUUUUUCUACAUUGCCUUCUUAUGUGUGCAAGACACAUCCAUAUUUGUGAAGCCAUCCCAGUCUCUAGCUCUAGAUCGACAGAUGCACAUGUUGUCCACGGUGUAUGUUGUACUGCGUUUGAAGUAUUUGUACUUUCUCGGUGUCUUUUGAUGUUCACAAUGUCAAGUCAAUUAUCCGAUUUAAAUAGGGUUGUCCAUCACGCUGCAUGUGGUCUUGCAUGAGCAAAAAUGUAAACGGAAAGAUGCAUAGACGUUGCUCUUAUUGUUUGUGUCACAAGACUCGCUGCAUUGUAUAACUGUCUCCAGCCAUAGUGCCUUACAUAUUUGAGGUUGUUAAUGUUACUACUUAUAUAUGACUAUAUACAUGAAUAUUAAUGUACUGGACUGCAGCACUUGAAAUUCCAAUCAGUCGAUGCAUCCUAUGUGUGAGUAUAUAUAUGCACAUGUGUAUAUGUUCCAUGCAUAGCCUGCAUGGAUGUGAUGUAUCGCGGACAGCGGUGCUUAUUUUUCGGAGUCUUUGUAUAUUUCAGUGUGUAGUGAGUUCCUUUUCUGUUCUUUCAAGAAGAACGGCAUGCUUUGCUGUUGCGAAUGCCUGCUGUUUUCUUAAACACGUUUGAUUUUUUUGAUUUUUUUUUUUCCUCUCUGUUUCCGAAUGAACUAGUGUACAAAGUGCAAGUACUGGAUAUUGCUUAACAUUUGAUAAUCACUUUCUAUUUAGUGAAACUCUUACUACUAACAGUAUUUGUACUGUUUAAAAACGGCAAUACAAUCUAAAUAGUCGUCGGUUAUAUAUUUCUUUGCUUCUUUUUGUCUUUCUAAUUUUAUUUGGAGUGUUUUCACUUUGUUUUUAGAUGUUUAGAAGUGUGACGGGCAUGGCUUUGAUUAGGUAAGAUAUAUUAAAAAAAAAAUGCAAAUUCGUUUUACGGUAUGGAAUAUUCUUAGCCUGAGCAAACCAUGCAGUAUUUGAUAUACACACAUAUAUGACAUAUAUUAUAGAGCUAGAAUAUUUAGUACAGAUGCUUGUUAAGGUGUGAGGUAAUUGUGUGCAAUUCUCUCGUUUAUGCAUGUGUGACAAAGUUAACUUUUCCCCUUUACAUUGAUACCAUUUGUUAAAGGCUUAAUGCUUAUCAGUGUGUCAACUACUUAUUUUAUACAUUCCGUCAGGGAGAAAGUAUAUAUAUAUAUAUAUAUAUAUAUAUAUAUAUAUAUAUGCUGUGUUUUUAUUUUCUUUAUUCAUUUAGAGUGGUCCUCAAAAAAUGCACACACCCCUGUUCAAAUGGCAGAUUUUAUGAUGUGCAAAAAUAAGUGUAUAAUGAAUUAUGAUGAAUAACUGUAACCUAAACGUGUAUCAUCUUUAAAAUGACAUUGUGGAAAAAAUGUGAAAGCUAAAAACCCUCCUGUAACCGGAUUGCAUAUCUCUAAUUGAUUCACUUUGUUGAAGCACCUUGGCCGUCAUUUUCAGUCUUCCUAAGUUUACUCAACUGAGUUGGACAAACCAGAAAUGAAAUUCAGCUGCCUUGUAGGAUUUUACCUUUGUUUGGUCAUUUACAUCCAUUAGGUGAAGCCCUACUUUGCAGAGACGUGGGGGGGUUAUAUGAAGAUGGAUGGGGACUAGAGAUGUUUUCAUAAUCUGACAGGUUUAGCUUGCUAUCGUGGGCAUAGAUUAGUGUAGGCAUAACAUACGGAUGGACUAAGGGAGACUGACAUUGAACCCAAAGAUGUUUCCACAACGUAUUUUUUUAAGGGUGUGGAUAUUUUGGCAGGCAGGUUGUCUUUUAGUUAAAUUUUACUCAACCCAGACCUUUUAACAUGGGUGUGUUCUCUUUUGGGAGCCAAUGUUUUAAUUUGUUGUGUGUAUUUUUUUUCUUCCCCUUUACUUUUCUGUCUUUUGUUUUUCAAAUGACGUUGCUUGUGCAGCACCAAAGACUGUAAUUCAUAUAUUGAGCAAGGUAGCUAUUCUGUUUGCAUAGACCUCAGUUAUACUGUAGUUGUAGAAUGAGGUUUUGAUCAAAGAAAAAAAAAAAAAAGUUAUAUUUAAAAAAAAAAAAACAAACGAAAAAAACAGCUGAUGUUUUGUCUAGCUUAUAGGGCAAUUAACAAGUCGUAUCAUUUCUUUCUUGAAUGUAUCAUAGAUAAGCUGCUAUAUGAUGAUUGCCACUUCAAUAGCUGUGAAAUUAGGUGAUUUCUCUCUUGAGUUUAAACCUAGCGUUUUGUAUAGGUCCCUAAUUAUCUGAAAUAGAAGUGGUUUUGAUUUCUGUGUUUGCAUUCAUUUUCGGAGUGUCACUGUAACUACUGUAUUUGCUGAUGAUGAACAUUAGUUGGAUUUGUUGUUCCUCGGGGUGCGUGUUUUUUCAGCAUCAGUAUUUUAUCCUUAUUAACCUCUCGGGCUCGUCACUGCAUAUAAAUGAUGUAUCGCUGUAACUUAAGUUUUCUAUGUUUUCAUAUCGGUGUUUUGUACACAUCUGAAGCUGUAGCUUGCAGGAUUGAUUUAACUUUCUCAUUGCACGAACACCGUGUAUUACCAGUACUCUUUUUCUGAGUUAUGGGAGCACUGUGAGAUGCCAGAAAACAAACAACACCAAAAACAAAAAAAAAACUAUGAAUCCAGUGUGCCCCUUUCACACUUGUCGCGAAGCACUUACAGCUAGUGAGGCUUGGAAAUGUUUGAUUAAAGUAAGAAACGUAAAUUUACCCCCAAUGCUUUUGCUCCAAAACAGUUUUCACAACUUGUUUUAUUUCAAAAGGAUUACAAGUAUUUAUUGCAACCUUUUUGUAUCUGUUCAAUGUUCUAUCUGCUCAGAGUAUCAGUUGGAUAUUCUAACCUGCCUUGCGUUUAGAUCGCUCUCCCCUUUAUGAGUGACUCAUAUCAAAGUGUUUUUGUCAGUGCGAGGCGGUGGCCGUUGUUAUGUGUCCUUUACUGAAACUGCGACAGUGUAAGCAGCACUGUGUAUGUGCCUUGAGAUCCAGAAAAGCGAACGAACGAAGAAGGCAGAGAAUCCAACUCCACGAUCAUGUAGAAAGUCUCUCUUAGCGGCCACUUUACCAAAGAGAGAGGGGAAACAAAUUCAAAAGUAGGACGUUGUCAUAGAGUCAUGCCAGAGAAUUUGAUCCGCUCCUCUCUCAGAUAGUCCACAAUAAAGCCUCUGUGUGACAACAGGCUGAUAAAAUAACCCACAGUUAGACUUUGAAUGAUAUGAUGCAUGGUUAUAUUCAGAUAGUCACUCUGGCUGAACAGCAGAUGCAAUACUUUCCAUUGUGCGGUCGUUGCACCACAAAGUGUUCUUAGAGAAUCUCCACGCUUUACGUUACCUUGCAUGAACACAUGCACACUUCGCUUCACUUUUGUCUUCUGUCAUGCAGAUCGAGGCUAAGUUGGAGCAACUAGAGCACAGCUGACAACACUGGUCUUUUAAAAUCAAAGAAGCUAAAGUUUUUUUGUUUGUUUUCUUUUUUUUUUUUUGUCUGCUUGUUGAUUUCGUGCUUCGGGUGGAAACUGCUCUCUACAUUCAAACAACGACCAUAAUGCAUCUUUGUGUUUUUAGAGAUUUUUUUUGUUUUGUUUUCGUAGCCAUUUGUUUUACUGAUCGCAUUCAAAUGUCACUUUGGGAAAGAAAUCUUGUGAUGAUGAGGCAUGAACUAGAUACAUUAGUGCUUGAGAUAGGUUCCCAAUAAUAAGCAUGUGAAAUGUAAUCUGUGUUUUGACUCCCUCAAAGCUUAUUCACCAGCAACGCGCCUGCAUCAACUCUCCCGUAUUUGUCACACAAAACAAUGGAUGCAAGAGGAGAUAAAAUCUUUACACUCUUUUCCAUUUUUUUUUAAAAUUGAUUGAAAUCUUUUUUCAUGGAUUUUGAAGGCUUGUGGUCACGUUUAGCAGAUUAAACAGCUGUCUGUAAAAUGUCCAGUUGUUGAAAUUACUGAUUUUGGUAAUGACAUUAUUGUCCUUUAGAACUUUUACUUCAGGGUCUCUUACUGAUCUAAAUGUGCAACUAUGUAACUCUUUGAUUUGAUUGAACAAGGAUUGUUUUUCUCAAGUUCUUCUUUUCAGUCUUCUGGUCAUCUCUCUCAAUUUCAGAGUUAAUUCACACUGCAAGUUAUGGAAUCACCUGUUUAGAUUGCUCUUCAAUUAGACUUUAUUAUGAAAUCUGAACUGUUACUGUUUUAAUACCUGUAGAUUUUUUGUGGCUUUGUUUUUAUGUUUUGUUUGCUUUUUCUCUUUUAUUUUUUGAUUUUGUGCUACACUAGUUUGCCAUGUAGCAAUUGCACUGUGCAAUAUUUACAGUAUGAGGACUGGGAAAACUAACUCUAUGGAUGUGAUGUCUCUUAUACAGUUUGCGAUAGUGUUUCCUCUCUAGUUCUCAGUGAUUUAGGUGUGACCAAGCCUUCUCUACUUUGUCACAUUAAGCGGGUUUUCCAGGUGACUCUUUUGGUGAGUGUCAAAAUAAGACUUUAUGGUGUAUUAUUGUUAAAAUUCACUUUGAAUUAAAAAAUCUAUUGAUGCA
This is a messenger RNA of Gambusia affinis (western mosquitofish), 9196 nucleotides long. It is a transcript of the gene hipk3b, whose product is annotated as homeodomain interacting protein kinase 3b. Gene Ontology annotation, cellular component: PML body; cytoplasm; nucleus. The transcript is spliced from 17 exons. The coding region runs from base 282 to 4319 and encodes 1345 amino acids. Gene Ontology annotation, biological process: peptidyl-threonine phosphorylation; peptidyl-serine phosphorylation. The record is from RefSeq and is a predicted model, not a curated record. Lineage: Eukaryota; Metazoa; Chordata; Actinopteri; Cyprinodontiformes; Poeciliidae. Gene Ontology annotation, molecular function: ATP binding; protein tyrosine kinase activity; protein serine/threonine kinase activity.